AUGGCGGGCCCGGGCAGCCUCAGGAGGACUCCGAGGGGAGGGGACUGCAGUGUCCGCCGCCGUCGAAUGCCCCUCCGACCCGGCCUCCGCUCCCCUCGCUCUGCGAAGCAACCGGGCCGAGGCUCCCCGGGCCGUUCCAAAGCGGCAGCGAGGCCCCGCGGUCGCUCACAGCCCCGCGGGUCACUCGGGCCCGGGGGUCACUCGCGGCCCGGGACGCCCGGGGCCAUCCUGCGCACACCGCGCCGACCGGAAGCAGGAGCGCAGCGCCGGACGCGGAGAGCGCGGAGCGCGCCCCCUCGCGGGCACUGCCGAUGCCUCCCGGUGGUGCGGGACCGCGGGCCGCGCCGUUCAUCGGGAGAGAGACGUAGAGCACCGGGCAGCUGUGGGAGGGGCACCGGUGCCCGGGGUGCACUGAGCACCGGGCAAGGAGCGCCCCGGGCACUGGGCAGCGGGCACGGAACGCACCGGGCGAGGAGCGCCCCGGGCCCUGGGCAGCGGGCACGGAGCGCCGCGGGCACUGGGCACCGGGCGGCCCCGGCGCGGAGGACACUCUCAAGCUCCACAUCAAGGGAUGCCGAGCUCCACCUGCCUUCCUUUUUCUCAGUGGGAGCACUCUUCAUCUGCUCACCUACCACAGAGCUCCCGUGCUCUUGCUGCUUUCCCUAUUUUAAGGACACAUUACCAAAUGUAUCUGCUGCAUUUACAUUCAGUGAUUCUCUGCAUUUUGUGAAUAAACAUGGAUUGUACUCAUGGCAUGGUAUUCCUGAUAAACUGACACUGCAUGUGCUGCUGUGUUGGAGGUUUGUCAAAUCCAGGAUGAAUGGAGAACGUUCAGCUGCUUAAGAUCAUAUUUUGCCUUCAUUAAGGAACCACAGAACCUGGAAUGGGACAACCAUCAGUACCAGUGGAGGCUGGGGAUGGAGAGAUUGAGAGCAGUCCUGCCAAGCCUGGCGAUACCAGUGGAUGGAGCACUGGCUGUGAGCUGGCAGCCCAGAAAAUCCAUGGGGGCUGGGGCCAGCUCCAGGGCAGUGAUUCUCCCCUUCUCUGCCCAGGUGAGACUGCCUCCAGCUCUGGGGACCAGCAGGAAGGACGUGGAGCUGUGGUGGGAGCCCAGAGGAGGCCACGGAGAUGGUCCCAAAGCUGGAGCCCCUCUGCUGUGGAGACAGGCUGGGAGAGCUGGGGGAGCUCAGCCAGGAGAGGAGGGGGCUCCACCUUGUCACAACUUUUCAAUACUUAAAGGGGGCUUAUGAGAACAACAAAGAUGCUUCUUACCAAGGCCUGCAGUACCAGGACAUGGAAUAAUGGUUUAAAACUAAAAGAGGGUAGAUUUUGACAUAGCAGAGACGUGUUCACAUAAUUAAGGUUGGGGUUUUUUUUUGUUUGCAAUCCAUGAUAAUGUAACACUGAAUAUUCUUAUCCUUGAAAAACUCUAAUCCUUGAAUCUUCUUGACCCUUUUGUUUAACUGUAUCUUUUAAUUAUAAGAUCUACAAUUGAAACACACGUAUAACUGUGGGUUUUAUGUUCAGAACUGUGGGAUUUAAAUGACUCAGUGAUGCAGUUGCUAGCAGUCGUAAAUCCCAAACCAACAGAAAGAGUACUGUGAAUUGGACUUGGACUGUCAUCUUGUAAAACACGUGCCAUAGAACUUCACUGAAUUAUCUUUUCCUUGAUUUAAUAACAUAUAUUAGGGAAAAAAACCCUAACCCACAAACAAAACCCACCAAAACACAAACAAAAAAUUAAAACAAAACAGAACGAAAAGAAACCCAAAGCAAAGGCCCUCACAAGCAUGCUUUCACUGAGAAGUUACCAGUCACCAGAAAUUUACAACAUCAUUAGUUAAGUUGCUUAUAUUGUUAAUUACUUCGGCUGUUAAAUUAUGUAUCCUGAUUUUGAGCUGAAUUGGUCUGUCUUACAAGAUUGCAUCCAGGACAGUUUUGCAUUCUGUUACAUUCAAUCUAAAAGACUGGUAAUUGUUCAAAACACUUUUUAAGAAAUCUUCCCUAAAUAUAUCUACUGCAUUGGAUAUUUACCAAAUAUUUAACCUCUAAUAUGGUAGAAUUGAUUAAAAAUUGUUUCCAUUAUCAAUUGCUGCAGUUAUGUAUGCUCAUUC
Messenger RNA from Onychostruthus taczanowskii (white-rumped snowfinch), 2114 nucleotides. Its product is annotated as translation initiation factor IF-2-like. The record is from RefSeq and is a predicted model, not a curated record. The transcript has 3 exons. The coding region runs from base 1 to 843 and encodes 280 amino acids. NCBI's taxonomy places the organism in Eukaryota, Metazoa, Chordata, Aves, Passeriformes, Passeridae.